Molecule: messenger RNA, 930 nt
Organism: Hyaloperonospora brassicae
Lineage: Eukaryota; Oomycota; Peronosporomycetes; Peronosporales; Peronosporaceae
Source: the annotation of a GenBank genome assembly
AUGUCCGACGCGAUCGUCGACGAGUCAGUUCCGCACCGCAGGAACCCGUUCGACGCCUCGACGAGUGACCGAAACCCCUUCCCGUCGUUCGACGGGGCGCUAGCGAACGCGCCGUCAGUAGACGACACGGAAGAGGGCGAGAACGACAACAGAGGAGAGCAGGACGUCGACUGUGCACUGAACUGGAGCAUCGAUACGCUCGCGGAGCUUCAGCCCGUGGCCUUCUCGCCGCUCGGUCUGCAGCGACAGUCGGUCAACCGAUUGGAGACGUCGCUCGGGAGCAGCGGUUUCUUUGACGAUGAGAAGCAGUACGCGGUGUUGCGCACGCCAGUGGUCGGAGCUCGAGCUUCGAGGCACACAGUCGCUGGGCGUCAAAGGAAGAAGGAGCCAGAGACAAUGAGAAAUCGGAUCCCGUCUCCGUUGCUGCCAGCGGAGUUGAGUCAGUGCUGCAGUGAGACCGUUCGGGUGCAGGACCGACUGCAACAGGUCGAGACGGUCGUCGUGCCGAGUCCACUGCCGCACUGGGAGUCCCGCCGACUGUCACCCUCUCCUACUUCCACGCGACGUCCGGAGAGACAUGAGGUCAGUGUUGCUGGCGUGUUCAAGAGCGAGUCAGCGUCGCCUUUUGGGGGGCCGCCUCGGUGGUCGGCAUCGCCCGCUGCGAUGCGUUGUGGGACCCCAGUGGGCAGUACGCAUCUCGAGGGGAUCUUCCCAUCGCCGCUGACGAGUACGCUGGUCACUGCUACGCCGAAACAGCGCUCGAGACUGAGGCUUUCGUUUGGGCUUUCGCCCAUCACUUUUUCAGUCGCAGAGGAGAGAUGUCACGAGAACGAGACCGCGGGAAGUGAGGAGACGGGCGAGCGAUGCAGGCCAAACUCUGGCGCUCUGAGUGAAGAAAAGACGCUGCCGCUGAGCUGCACGGAGAGAUGA